ACACUGGACAAUACUGGGGAGCUUUGAAAAGACUGACGCCCAGGUCCUACCCAGAGAGAUUCUGAUUUCUUUGAUCUGGGCACAGCUUGGGCACCAGGGUUUUAAAAGCUUCCCAGAUGAUUUUUACGUGCAGCCAGGUUGAGAACCACUGCUUUACCCUUUCAGAACUCAUUCUCUGAAGCAGCCAUGGUGAGAGAGAGAGCAAGGAUAUAAUUCAUGGAUAUUGCAUGGUUCCUGACAGUUUAAAAGAGUUGAGAAUUAUGGCUGCAGGAAAAUUUGCAAGCCUUCCCAGAAAUGUGCCUGUGAAUCACCAGUUCCCCCUGGCCUCAUCCAUGGACCUUCUGAGCAGCAAGUCAGCUCUCGUUGAACACCGUACAGAUGCCUAUCAAGACGUGUCUAUACAUGGCACCCUUCCACGCAAGAAAAAAGGCCCUCCUCCCACAAGGUCCUGUGAUAACUUCAGUCACAUGGGUACCCUCCCUCACUGCAAAUCGCCAUGGCAGAACUCACCUCUGACCCAGGACGUCAUCCAGGAGAAUCCACUGCAAGACUGGAAGGGUGAAACCUUUACCUUCAGGGAUCAGCAUCUUCUGGACCCAACUCUGGAGUAUGUGAAGGUAGGAAACCAGGACUCAGCAUGUAGUCAUGAGCCUGUGUAAUAAAUUUCCUGUUUCUAACACAGUGUUGCCAAAUAGUGCUGAUGUCUGGUUUGUAUAGAAGCUGGUUGGAUUGUCUGAAAUAAUUGAGAAGUAAUUUGACUCUCUUAGGCCUUUGGUAACCUUUGUGGGAUCUUACAUCAUCCUACUUCAUGUCUACAAUCUUUUCUCCUUGUCUGGAACCCUUGGGGCCAGUGUGUUUUAAAAUUCAGAAUUUUUUUAGAAGAAAAUAUUGUGCCCUUCCAAAGGGGCCUAGGAUCAGCACCCCAUAAUCAAACUCAUUAUUUCUGCAGUGAAAUGUAAGACUAUUCACACUAAGUGGAAUAAAUAGACUAUUAAUAACUUUAUUUCAGUUCCAAUCACCAAAUGAGGUUGGGUUUGUCUUACUGCCAAGUAAGUUUAAUAACAAAUAAAAAUUAGAAAAAGGUAAUAAAUUUCAGUUUCCAGAGGUUUUUGGAUUUUGGAAUGGUAGAUGAGGACUGCAGGCUCCCUGAGGUUUUAUGAGCUAUUUUUUCCUUUCCAACAGCCACCCUCUUAUUCAGUGGCUGAUCUGGGACAAUAGUCAGUAUUAAUGUGUUACUUUCCAAAUGGGGCUGACAUUCAGUGCUUCUAAACACUCAGUGCCUCUAAACAAUAUUUCCCUUCUGAACAGAAAGAAAAGAUGCUUUUCACUUCUUCCCUCUGCCCCUGUUUUUGGGUGUGUGUGUUUGUUUUGUUUUAUUUUAUUUUACUGUAAUUAAGCUGCUCAUCUCCUACAGAAGGGAGACCUGAAGACCUUGUUGUACUCAGUUGCUUGGAUUUGUGCCCACAUGUGUUAUGAUUAUUUGGAAGAAAUCAUGGCAUGAGUUAGGGUUUAAGGUGCUUACCUCCUAGGACCAACAUCCCACCCUCCUUAUUCCAAGGGCAGCAUCCCAGUUUCGGAUUAUGUAAACCUGUCGCUUUCCUCUGUGCUCAGACCUUCCCCCAGGAUGUAGGCAUUUCCUCCCUGUGUAGGUCAGAGGGACAAAGAUGCACCACUUAUAAAGCUCUGACCAGAUUCAGACAAGAUCAGGAGGAAGGAGUAACUUUCAGAACACCUCAGCAAGUCCUGAAAAGGAGUAACCUGUGAACAACCAAAGAGAAGUUCCAUCAAAUCUCACUGCUCGGGGGAGGCAGGGAGAUCCCAGAUAAACAGAAGCCACCAAUUACCCCAGUGUCUCGUCUCGUCUUAGUCAAUACAGUUCAGCUCACAACCAUUGAUAUUCAUGAAUGAGAUGCAAUAAUUUAGAUAAUUCUGAACUUGGCCCUUGGUUUGGAGGGAUGGUAUAGGGGUUUGUUUGUGACCACGGGCUAUUUUUGUUUGCCUUUAUGGGCACUAAAGGAGCCUGGGUGGUGCAAUGGUUAAGUGCUCAGCUACUAACCGAA
Trichechus manatus latirostris (Florida manatee) is the source of this 2060-nucleotide messenger RNA. RefSeq names its product breast cancer anti-estrogen resistance protein 3-like. The coding region runs from base 228 to 659 and encodes 143 amino acids. The record is from RefSeq and is a predicted model, not a curated record. Lineage: Eukaryota; Metazoa; Chordata; Mammalia; Sirenia; Trichechidae. The transcript is spliced from 3 exons.